ACAGAAAAAAGACUUUGAGAUAAUGGACAAUUUUUGGUCUAGCGUUUGACUUAUCAGCUGAGUUUGAAGGUUACGUCUGAAGAUAACGCUCAUUAAUCAUGUCAGAUCUAAUAUCAGCUAAACAGAUUUUAAAAGCUCAAAGUGAAGUAUUUCAAUCCUCGUUGGGAAUUUUAAAGACUCCAUGUAUUCUUUUGGCUCAUCACAAGGAUCAACGGCAUAACAUAUUGUCAAUUCCGAAUCGCCUUCAAACCCACUUGAGGGUGCCAGAGAAAAUCGAUUUGUUUGGGAAGUUGGAAAAUGUUCAAAAUACCGGUUCCUUUAAGAUUCGUGGUGUGGCCAAUCAGCUACGAGGACUGAACAAAGGAGACGACAACCACUUGGUAACAAUGUCGGCAGGAAAUUAUGGUCGGACUUUUGCUACGGCAUGUAAGGCUUAUGGAUUCAAUGGGACAGUAAUCAUGCCUGAAUCUGCCCCAGACAAUCGGGCAGAACUGAUGACUAGUUUAGGAAUAACAGUGGAACGAUUGCCCACAUCACAGCUCAUGAGGGGCGUGUCUGAGCAUGAAGGUAAGGGGUCCAAAUUCCUCCAUCCUUUUGACGAUUUGGAUUUGAUUGCCGGGUAUGGAUCAUUGGGGUUGGAGAUUCUAGAGGAUGUACCGGACGCAGACAUUGUGUUGGUUUGUUGUGGAGGCGGUGGACUUCUGGCAGGGGUGGCCACAUCCAUUAAACUCUUUUCCAAGAACACAGAUGUCAAAGUUUAUGGAGUGGAACCCGAAAUUGCCAACGGCAUGUUUCUGUCAAUUAAGAGAAACUCGCCAGCUCAAAUUCCAAGUGCGAAAAGCAUCGCCUCAGGAUUAGCGCCUCCUUUUGCGGGGUCCAAUGCGUUUGCUCAUGUCAAGAAAUACUGUGAUGGGGUUCUCUUGGUGAGUGACCUCGAGAUCAAGCAAACUGUGUGCACUCUCUUUGAGAGCAAAUUAGUGGUGGAACCCUCUGGAUCCGCUGCUUUGGCGGCGGUUCUUUGUGGGAAAUUACAAAAGUUGGAGCCCGAUUUGGCAGGGAAAAAAGUGGUUGCUAUAUUUACG
Messenger RNA from Tigriopus californicus, 1082 nucleotides. Its product is annotated as L-threonine dehydratase catabolic TdcB-like. Gene Ontology annotation, biological process: L-serine catabolic process; L-threonine catabolic process. Gene Ontology annotation, molecular function: threonine deaminase activity; pyridoxal phosphate binding; L-serine ammonia-lyase activity. The record is from RefSeq and is a predicted model, not a curated record. Lineage: Eukaryota; Metazoa; Arthropoda; Copepoda; Harpacticoida; Harpacticidae.